Saccostrea echinata is the source of this 3113-nucleotide messenger RNA. Its product is annotated as cationic amino acid transporter 4-like. Gene Ontology annotation, cellular component: plasma membrane. NCBI's taxonomy places the organism in Eukaryota, Metazoa, Mollusca, Bivalvia, Ostreida, Ostreidae. The record is from RefSeq and is a predicted model, not a curated record. Gene Ontology annotation, molecular function: amino acid transmembrane transporter activity. Bases 157 to 2067 code for a protein of 636 amino acids. The transcript is spliced from 5 exons. Gene Ontology annotation, biological process: amino acid transport; transmembrane transport.
GUUUAUUCAAGAUAAACAAGGGACUUAUCGAUCUCUGACAGACAGCAUAAUUUAUCGAAAAAUUGUUGCCAUGAAAAGGGUGGUUAAACAACUGACAGAUGGAUUCAGUGUUUUAUCAUAGUCACGGGUAACUGUAGUCGUAUAUGACUCGCAAGGAUGGGAGUGUCUUCCAAACUAAAUGAGGUAUGGGUGACCUUAAAUCGUAAGAAAACGGUCACUGAAGAUUUCCACGAGACCCCACUAAAACGAUGUCUCAGCACUCUCGACCUCACCCUCCUUGGAAUAGGACACAUGAUAGGGGCAGGGAUCUAUGUACUAACAGGAACUGUGGUCAAAGACCUUGCGGGACCCGCCGCUAUACUCUCCUAUGUGUUCGCGGCGUGUGCUGCUAUUUUAGCCGCCUUGUGUUAUGCCGAGUUUGGGGCUAGAGUACCAAAAGCUGGAUCCGCCUAUUCGUACACUUACGUGACGCUAGGAGAAGUAUGGGGAUUUAUUAUCGGUUGGAAUAUUUUACUUGAACAUCUUCUUGGCGCUUCUUCCGUUGCUAGGGCAUGGAGUGGUGGCUUGGACUCAAUAUUCAAUGGUGCAAUAAAAAAUUCUACUCUAAAGCAUAUAGGAUAUUUAAGUCAUGAUAACGUGUGGUUGUCGGAUUAUCCAGACUUUGUGGCGUUUGCGGCAACAGUCGUAGUUUUUCUUGUGGUGGCAACAGGCGCCAAAUUUGCCAUGAACUUUAACAAUAUAUUCACAAUAAUCAAUUUAAUAGUCAUAGUGAUAAUUAUUUCAAUGGGGUUCUAUUACGCCGAUCUGAAGAAUUGGACGGAGCAUGGCGGAUUUUUCCCACACGGAUUCGGUGGCGCAUGGGCAGGAGCAGCCACAUGCUUCUACGCCUACAUCGGAUUUGAAGGCGUUGCAACCGCUGGUGAAGAAGCCAAAAACCCCGAGAAAUCCAUUCCCAUAGCAACUAUUUUGUCUUUGGGCACAGUCACUGUUUUAUACGUACUAGUGACGUGUGUUUUAACCUUGAUGGUCCCUUAUACAGACGUAGAUCCAAAUGCAGCCUUCCCAUUUGCGUUCGCAGCACAAGGUGCACAAUGGGCAAAAUAUGUCGUUGCCUUGGGCACAUUAUUUGGAAUCACCACCUCUCUACUAGGCGGCGCUUUCUCUCUACCAAGAGCCGUCUAUUCCAUGGCAGCAGAUGGCUUGCUCUUCCAGGUCUUUGCCUACGUUCAUCCAAAAACCCAAACCCCGAUCUGGGGAAUCUUCUGCUUUGGUUUGCUUUCAGCUCUGAUGGCUCUUCUGUUUGAAAUAGAAACUCUGGUAGAGUUCAUGUCCAUCGGAACUAUCUUAGCGUAUACCAUUGUCGCCGUUUCUGUUAUCAUCUUAAGAUACGCACCGGUUCACAAAUGUCAAUUCAAACUUAAACCCCAAGAAGAAACAACGGAUGACAACACCAGCGUCAGUGAAGAAAGCGCAAUCAUGAAGAAAUCCAAAAGUCAUGACGAUUUUGGCAAACUGAAGGAUCAUUUAAGACAUUUACCAAUAUUAAAAUCAUUUGAUCCUGGAAAUGCAACUAUUUUAGCAAUCUUACUGAUGGUGGUGGCAAUAAUUUGUUUUUGUGCCGUUCUGGUGCCCGGAUAUCAAUAUUUGGCAGAUGGUGCUUGGUGGGCAAUCAUUCUGGAGAUCAUUUUUGGUGCAAUAAUCGUCUUGUGUUUUCUGAUAUUGAUCGCUCAUGAAAAGAAUGACGCCUUCCUAACUUUUCAGAUUCCAUUUGUACCAUUAAUCCCCUGUCUCAGCAUUUUUUGCAACAUCACUCUAAUGAUGAAGCUAAACUAUUUAACGUGGAUACGACUGGCAAUAUGGCUGGUAAUAGGUUUGCUGGUGUACUUUCUAUAUGGUGUGUGGCAUAGCCGGGAGCGAGAGACGCCCCAGUACGGAGAAAUCGUGGGAUACACGGGGGACGCCAGUAUUUCAUGUAGCACCAUCAGCAAAAUGGAGGAGGAAAUUGUACAACAACAGCCCAAACGCGCCGAAGGCGAGGAAGUUCAUAUAGGCGUCGGUGAAUUAUGAUAACCUAAUAUGUUCUAAUGUUUUAUAUAACCAAAUAGCCGUGAGAAUUAAGUACUGUAACAGGGUACGUGGCGAUCGAGUAGGUUCAGAAUUGGCAUCGAGGAAUCAUUCAGUUUUUUUUUCCUCGGCUGCUGAAGAAAAACAUCCAAACACAACUGCAGGCUGCUGUGUGAACAAAAUUGCAAAGUUUCUCAUAUUACUCUGAUAAUAAGGAUAUAUGAAACUUUUGCUUGGUUUUCGAUCGGGAGUUUUCACUUUUUAGCCCAAAAACAAUUACAGAAAAUGUCACUGCUGUUUGAAAAAAAUUACAAAAUUUCUCGUAUUACUCUGAUAAUUAGGAUAUAUGAAACUUUUGCUUGGUUUCCGUUUUGGAAUUUUCUCUUUUUCAGUCCACAAUAAUUUACAUGUAAUUUAUUUUUGUGCAAUAGAUAGGACAAGAGUUUUAUUACAUUAUAAAGCGAAUUGGAGAGUUGUACUUUAAAUGCAGGGGGAAACCUCAUGCAGUAAUAAAUAUUCUUUAUGAGGGACCAGUGAGUGUGAAUAUGAAAAAUGUGUCUUGAAGACUUUUUCUUUUUAAUUUCUACAGGCGAAUAAAUGUUUUUUUUAGUCUGUUCCUCAAAUCAAAUAUUUUAAAAGAAGUAAAUGGUAAACCACUAUUAUAAGCUUGUGUUACAACCUUGGUAUGAAAAAAAAAAUUAAUAAUGAAAGACAUGGAAAUUGUAAGAAAUAUAUAAAUCUUAUAUAGAUAUUGCGUACAUACGCUUUCUAUAGUAUUCACAAUAGAAUCAGAUCGGUUACACAUGUUCGUGGGUUCUUUUAGGGUAGAUGUCUCUAGACAUUUAGUAUAUAGAGGGUAGAACUUAACGUAUCUAGACUGUAAAUGUAGAAUGUCUUUGUCUUAAUAUCUAUCUAUGCGUUCAAGAAUUAAUGUACGACUAUUCCAUAUUUAUAUCAUAUUCGCCAAAACUACAAAGUGUUUGUUGUUAUCUGGUAUUUCAGAGAUAUAUGUAUAUCACUGUUGUCUUCAUUAAAAGAAAUGACGUUUG